AUGGGCGAGGGCAAGGCGUUGCCACCCAAGCCAAAGGGGCAUGCUUGUCUCGACGGGGUCAUGGAGCCGUGGUUGCAGUUGAUGUGUACGCCGCUGUUGAGCUACUACACGGUCGAAAAGGGGAUCUGGUAUGGAGCCGUCAUGGUUGUCACCUUCGACAAGGGUUCGAUCUACUCUCCCUACCCUUUCCUCGAGCUGUCCUCGAAACCUUCCAAGUUCGCCAACCACUCGGGCCGGUUCUCCCACGCUCCCGAUUCCAAACCUUGGAACGUUCAAGGAGAACCUUUCCACACCUACGCCGGACCUCAGGGCGUAUCGACCUUUUGGCGUUUCAUGCUCGAGAUCCCCGUGCAAGAGUGGGAACAGUCUAUUCAGUAUCGCGUCAACGGCGGUGGACCUAUCGAGUUCCUCGUAGCUGCCGCUAGCGAGAACUUUAGGUGGGCGGCGCAUAGCUGUAACGGAUUCAGCGCUGGGGUGGAUACGGACAGCUUCAAGGGAGAAGGAUUCGAGAGCGGAUUCGACCCGGUGUGGGUUGAUCUCCUCGAGAAGCACGAUCAGACGGGUCUACAUGCUUUAGUUGGAGGUGGAGAUCAGCUUUAUUGCGACUCUCUGACCUUGGAGCCGGAGCUGCACGAUUGGGUCAACGAGAGCGACAAGGACAAAAAGAUGGUCAUGCAAGUCACGGAUGAGAUCAAGUUUGCCAUCGACCGAUACUACUUUUCCCAUUACUGCAAGAUGUUCCGAGGCGGUGCAUUCGCCAAGGCCAACUCGACGAUCCCGAUGAUGAACAUGUUGGACGACCACGACCUCAUUGAUGGAUUCGGUUCUUACGAGGACGAGACCAUGCGAGCGCCCAUCUUCAACUAUAUCGGAGGUCGAGGGUAUUUCUGGUACCUCAUCUUCCAGGUCUUUUGUAACGACGCGGUCGACGGAAUCGACAGGACUCCCGGAUCGCACCCGAUCAAGAGCAUGGUCAUCUGUGCUCCCGGAGAAUACAUCCCUUACCCGAACCACUCGCAGAUCAGCUACAUGGGACCCAGCGUCGCUAUGUGCAUGGUCGACUGUCGAGCCGAGAGGCGGUUGGACCAGAUCUGUACCGAGGAUACCUACGACACGUUGUUCAAGCUGUUGAACAAUUUGCCGCCCUCGACGGAGCAGUUGAUCAUGUUGUUGGGCGUACCCAUUGUCUACCCGAGAAUGUCGAUCGCGGAGAACAUCCUGAGCAGCAAGUUCAACCCGUUGAACCUUGUCGCCAAGGUCACGCCAAACCAUUUGGCCGGAUACACUAACAAGUUUGACCAAAAUGUCGAACUGCUUGACGAUUUGAACGAUCACUGGUGUGCUAAACCGCACAAGAGGGAGCGAAACGCUCUCGUUUUGCGGCUGCAAGAGUUGGCUCUUGACAAGAAGCUACGAGUCAUCUUCUUGUCUGGUGAUGUCCAUUGUGCUGCUGUCGGCGAAUUGCACACUCUGUAUCACAAGGAGAAGAACAAGGUUGAGCCUACGUUAGACCACAGGUUGAUGUUCAACGUCGUCUCUUCUGCCAUUGUCAACACGCCUCCUCCUUUCGGUCCGGUAGCGCUGAACAACCAAUUCGCUUCGCACAAGCAUCGAACCCUUCAUCACCACUUUACCGACGAGGUCCAGCUUCCUCUGUUUGAGAUUGACACCGACGGAUCCUCGAGGACGAGGAUGCAAUACGUAAUGGACAAGCGAAACUAUGCGCUGUUCAACUUCGAUCAUGGUACUCAUGACCUCAACAUCGACGUCAUGGUUGAGAUCAAGCAAGGAGAAGGGAAGACCAAGGCUUAUCGAGUCGUAGCCCCGCCUCCCAGGUGGUAA
Filobasidium floriforme is the source of this 1842-nucleotide messenger RNA. RefSeq lists its product as uncharacterized. The transcript is spliced from 13 exons. The record is from RefSeq and is a predicted model, not a curated record. The coding region runs from base 1 to 1842 and encodes 613 amino acids. NCBI's taxonomy places the organism in Eukaryota, Fungi, Basidiomycota, Tremellomycetes, Filobasidiales, Filobasidiaceae. Gene Ontology annotation, cellular component: membrane.